Molecule: messenger RNA, 1648 nt
Organism: Malurus melanocephalus (red-backed fairy wren)
Lineage: Eukaryota; Metazoa; Chordata; Aves; Passeriformes; Maluridae
Product: taste receptor type 2 member 40-like
Exons: 1
Coding region: 565-1500 (311 amino acids)
Biological process (GO): sensory perception of taste; G protein-coupled receptor signaling pathway; detection of chemical stimulus involved in sensory perception of bitter taste
Cellular component (GO): membrane
Molecular function (GO): bitter taste receptor activity; G protein-coupled receptor activity
Source: RefSeq, a predicted model, not a curated record
GAAGAAGAAUGCAAUGAUAAUUAAAAUGUUUAAAAAUCUCCACACACCAAAAACGCCUGGGACAAGUGUCCUUCCUGCAGCUAUUUGAAUGUCUGACGAAGAAAAGGAACCGCCCCAGUAUUAAGAGGCCACAGUAAUUACUCUUACAAACUCUGAAGUGAUAACAGUGCAGGACAGGGAGACAUCAAGGCAUUCAAUACAAAAAACAAAACUAGAUAUAYAAAGCAGAACAUCAGACAUUGCAGUGCAAACCUGCAGUUGUGGAAACCCCACUUCAGCUGCUCCAUAACCCUUCCAAUGCAAAUCCCUUCACCAAACUGAGAAAACCGUAACUGAAUCUUUAUCCAAUUUGCAUGCUUAGACAAAUCAACUGAGCUAUCAAUCCCAGAAAAAAACAUUUAAAAAUAGCAGAAAUAUUAAAUGACAUUAUGAUACUUCUGCCUCUGAGAUAAAUAGGUGAGCAUGUGCCUGUAACAGCUCGUUUGGAUUGGCAGUGCCUGGCAGACCUGAGGCUUUCAGGAUUCCAUAAAAAGCUGAGCAACAAUUGCAAGCACUUAGGUUGCAAUGGUCACAUUUUUAGUUCUCCUUUUUCUAUCMAUUUUUGCAAUUGAAUCCGUAGCAGGACUUCUAGGAAAUGGAAUUAUCUUGGCUGYCAGUUCAUCUAGCUKCAUUAGAAGCAAAAGAYGGUCUCCAUAUGAUAUGAUCAUGAUCUCUCUGAGUUCAUCUAGAAUCAUUUUGCAAUCCUGGAAUACGCUGGAUUGUUUCAUGACUAUAUUUUUUGAGCCSUCCUAUUACAGGGAAAAUGUGUUCAUAGUUUCCAUGAUAAUUUUUGUGUUUCUGAACAGCUCCGGUCUCUGGUUUGGUGCCUGGCUUAGUGUCUUCUAUUGUAUCAAGGUUGCCAGUUUUACACACUCUUUCUUCAUCUGGCUGAAGCAAAGAAUUGCCAGGCUGGUGCCCUGGAUGGUGCUCACAUCRUGGCUCUACUCCUUUGCAACCGCAWUUCCCUUYGCCUGGGAUGACUACGGUGUGCACAUCAACUUCACUGCUCCWCYCUCCAUGGCAAACUCUUCAGCMAURAGAACCACMAGGAAAGACAGUUUGRGUUUAUUCAUUCUUCUCUGUAAUGCAGCURUAAGUUUGCCUUUAAUWCUGUCURUUGUUUCRAGUGUCCUGCUGAUUCGGUCUCUGUGGGUACACAGCAGACAGAUGCAAAAUAAUGCAAGUGGCUUUGGAGAUCCCAGCUUAGAGGCCCAUGUGAAAGCYAUCAAAUCAGUCUGCUCCUUCCUUAUCUUUUACAUUAURUAUUUUAUUUGUGUGCUUCUCCUCUUAUUCAAUGGUUUUUCACGUUUCAGCACUGAGGAAUCUGUGUGUGCAGCUGUAAUGGGUGCCUGUCCWACRGGACACACAAUGGUCUUAAUUUGGAGCAAUCCAAAAUUUCGAGAGCUGGCAGCUAGGAUUUGGCAGCACAUUACCUGUCCUGUCAGUACUAGAUCCAUGUAAAAGACAAUGUUUUAGCCUGGAAUUUCUAGUUUAGUUCCAAAUCAAUUAAAUUGAAGCUGUCAGAGGUACAAAGUAAUAGACAAUGGAAUGAGUAGAUUAGAGUCCGGAUCUGGAAUCAUGAAGAAGGUGGAAAUUUGCUUUACUUGGA